UUUUCGUGGCAUACACAUACAUACAUACACACUUACUUGGUUGUGAGUCAGAAUACCAAUAUUUAGUGGGACAACAAUCAAAUUAACGCCAUCACAGCUAAACGAACAAUCGAUUUAAAUUUGAAAACAACAACAGAACCAAAACAAAAAACAAACCACCAAACUGGGUGAAACUGGGAAAAAAACAAAACAGAAACGACUAAUCAAAUUCAAAUAUAAAACUAACUUCAGAAUGCUUGAGACCAGAUCAACGGUAAAUAUACCGUUGAAUGGCUUACGAAAGAACCACAAACCAACGAGUUCCACAACGGAGAACGGCGGUUACAACGCUUCCGAUGCUGAAAAGGGUACAGUCGGCAGCAAUGGCAAGAAUGGCAAUACGGACAAUAAUGUGGUCGAUAUACCCGAAGCUGUGUUGGAGAAACUGUUUCGCAACUAUGUUUUCAAACAGCGGCGUGCAGGCUCCAAAUGGUUCAUAUUUGCAACAUUUCUUUGCACCAUUUGGAUCUUGAUUAUACCGCACCAAUCGGAAAUGGUACCGAAUGCGUUUCUGGUGUUCUCCAUCGUCACUUUAAUAAUGAUGAGAGUAAUGCUGGAUCGGCGUGUGCUCGAUCGCAAGCGAUUCGAAACGGUGCAUAAGCGUUUAACGCUGCACGGUACACUAAUGCUUUGGUUUCUAUUUUUUGCCAAUAUUCUAACCUAUUAUGAGCUGCAAACGAAACCAUCCCCAAGAGAAGUUCUAGGUUGGAUCGCACUUUUCAACUUUCUCAUCUAUAUUACCUUGCCCAUGCAGCUUUUUUAUGGCGGUUGUCUGUUGGGUUUCGCUAGUUUGGUAAUGUUUCCCCUAACCGCAUUUACGUAUGGCAAUAUGAGACCGCUCUUCUGGGAGCAAAUGAUAGCCAGUUUUAUUAUGAUUUUCACUGCGGCUCUUAUUGGUGUGCUGUGUUAUUUCAUGAGUGAGGCGAAGCAGCGGCGUGCUUUUCUAGAGGCUAAGAAGAGUUUGGAAGUAAAAAUGGUUAUUGAGGAACAAUCCGCUGAACAGGAACGUUUACUUCUGUCUGUACUACCGAAGCACGUAGCUGUAAAAAUGCGCCAGGAUCUCGGUUCAACAAGCUCGGAACCGUUCAAGAAAAUUUAUAUGAGCAGGCAUGAAAAUGUGAGCAUUCUUUAUGCGGACAUCGUUGGUUUUACAGCCAUAUCGUCUACUUACAGUGCACAGGACCUUGUUAAAAUGUUAAACGAACUAUUUGCGCGAUUCGAUAGUCUGUCGGAGAAAUACCAUCAGUUAAGAAUUAAAAUCCUUGGCGAUUGCUAUUAUUGCAUUAGUGGUGCACCUGACGAACGUCCUGACCAUGCUGUGCUCUGUGUACAUAUGGGUCUCUCAAUGGUGGAAGCUAUUAAAUAUGUGCAACAGAAGGCCAAUUCGCCUGUUGAUAUGAGAGUGGGCAUACAUACCGGCGCUAUAUUGGCUGGUAUACUUGGUCAGCGGCAGUGGCAAUUCGAUAUAUAUUCCAAAGAUGUUGAGUUGGCUAAUAAAAUGGAAUCAAGCGGCAAAGCCGGACGUGUGCAUAUUUCGGACAAAACUCUAGCGUUUCUUAAUGGCGCUUUUGAGGUUGAACCGGCCUAUGGUGAACGCAUGGAUGAGGCUUUGCGUAUAGCAGGUCUGAAGACCUACUUCAUAACCAAUGUUUUGAAACCGUUCUCCUCGCCCGUUGCCAAAAGGAAUAGAGAAUGUAGUGAAAUUGUUGCUGGUAAAAAAACGGAGGCUGAAAAAAUGGCAAUCGUUGAGAAGGCAGUUGACGGAGGCGCUGUUAGGAAUGUACGUAUAGUGAAAGUAAUCAGUCCGAACAACAACUUCAAAGUACGCCUACAAGAGGAGCUAAUCGCUCGAGAUGGUCAUGAAGAUCUUUCGAGUUGUACGAAUAUCUUCUUGAAAUUCAAAAACAAAGGUUUGGAAGCUGCAUAUGCAGCCCAUCGUGAACCCUUCUCUUCUUUACCAUUGCUCGCAACUUUGCUUGUGCAAGCAUUAGACAUUGGCUACUCCUAUGCAGUGCUUCCAAGAUCGCCGCUGCAUCUGAUAAAUAUUUCUGCACCUUUAAUACCCAUGACUAUGCUUAUCUUUAUUUCAAUAGCUGAGAGUUUUCCAAAAUAUUUACCUGAAUCCUUAGUAAGCCUUAGCAAACGUUUCAACGACAUAACAUUCGUGCGAGAGUUGACCGCGAUUAUAUUGGCCAUGACCAUGGGGCUCAGUAAUGUUGUGGAUAUGUACUUCUAUGUAACCUACUUGAAAACGGAUCAUGUCGUUUUGGAUAGUGAAAUCGAACCUAUCACUGAGGGUGAGGGUAUUAUUGUUUCAGCUGAACCAUCUUUGGCAUCAUUGCUAGCGAAUGCUACUAUGGCGGAUGAAAUUCAUAUGUUUCCCUCAUACAUGAGUAAUUAUGCCGUGUUGAUAUUGAUUGCGAUUGCCGUCAUUGCCCAGCUGACACAUGUUACAAAAAUUGUUCUAAUGAUCGUUAUAACAGCACUGCAUUGCUAUUGCAAUAUAUUUCUCUUGGGCGAUUUAUAUUCAUUUGAGGACGAACUGGCCGCCUAUCCCACAAUACCCACCGCUUACAGACUGUCAGCGGUAUUGAUUCUUGUCACAUUGGCAUUGUCGUUUCUUGUGCGUCAUGUGGAUCGUGAGGAUCGUGUUAUAUUCAAGUGGAAAACCGAAGUAGCUGAGCAGCGUGAGAAGGCAACAGAUAUGCGACGAAGAAAUGAGGCACUUGUCUACAACAUACUACCGGUACAUGUGGCCGAGCAUUUUAUGAAGAAUACUAAACGUUCACACGAUGAUCUAUACUCGCAAAGUUAUGCUGAGGUGGGUGUGCUGUUUGCGAGCAUGCCCAAUUUUUCAGACUUUUAUUCCGAGGAAACUGUCAAUAAUCAAGGACUUGAGUGUUUACGUUUUCUCAACGAAGUUAUUUCGGAUUUCGAUGCGUUAUUGGAGCUACCGCAAUUUCAAGAUAUCAUUAAGAUCAAAACAAUUGGUUCCACUUAUAUGGCUGCGAGUGGCAUUAAUUCGAAUCGCGUAAGUAAACCGGAUGAUCCGAUCACCAAACGCUGGUCCCAUUUGGAAGUGCUGGUCGAAUUCGCUUUGGAGUUGAAGAAAGCUUUGCAAGGUAUCAAUGAACAGUCGUUCAAUCAUUUUGUGCUCAAAAUGGGCAUCAAUCAUGGUCCCAUCACGGCUGGCGUAAUUGGUGCACGUAAGCCACACUAUGAUAUUUGGGGUAAUACGGUAAAUGUGGCAUCGCGCAUGGAGAGUACGGGCAAAGCAGGCGCUAUACAGGUGACAGAUGAGACUUGCGGCAUUCUCCAAGAAUUCGGUUACACCUUCCAGCAACGUGGACUUGUUAGCGUUAAGGGCAAAGGACAACUAAUGACUUUCUAUCUACAAGGUAAAACUGAUAAACGCAGCAACAACAAACAAACAAUGCAUCAAGCGACAGAGGAUCCCAUUAAACAGUCAGUGGAAAACCACCCACAACCCGCAAGCGAACAAUGCAAUGGACACUCGGCAUUGGAACCCGAUAUAAAAACACCAUUACUAGAUGUGCUGUCACAUGAAACGAAUUCAACGGCUGAUGGCGAAAAAGAUGCAUUAAUAAACUAGAUUUUAUGAAGAUAAUAAUAUUGACAACAACAAAUAUGCAUGCAAGAAAAAACAACUCCAACUACAUCUAUUAAGCCAUAAAAGAAGAAAAUGAACAUAAAAGCUUACAUAAGUUAAUAGUAACAGAGAUAAGCAAAAUAAUGUGUAAUGGCUUCCCCAAACUGGAAAUAAAAAAAUAAAAAUUGCAUGUGAAAAUAUUAAUAAGGAACUCCAAUAACACAUAAUGUACACCCGAAAGGUGCUUACGUCCCCCAAACAAGAGCAACAGAAAAUGUACAGAAGCAAUAUUCAAACAGUCAUAUAUUAUAACUACAAGCAUAAAACAUACAUACGUAUACUGAAAAACUUUAACUAAAAAUAGAGCAUACAGUUAUUUAACAAUAUAUAAGUAUAUACUUAACUAUAUAACGUAAAGCAAAUAACAUGCAUACGAUAGAAUAGAAAAAAAAAGUAUAAGAAAUAUAAAAACAAACUUAAGAAAUAUAAAUUUAGCAACUAAAGAUAUAUAUUAAAUGUGGUUAGCUAAGUAGUA
Messenger RNA from Bactrocera latifrons, 4184 nucleotides. It is a transcript of the gene Ac3, whose product is annotated as adenylate cyclase type 3. The transcript has 20 exons. Gene Ontology annotation, molecular function: adenylate cyclase activity. NCBI's taxonomy places the organism in Eukaryota, Metazoa, Arthropoda, Insecta, Diptera, Tephritidae. Gene Ontology annotation, biological process: adenylate cyclase-activating G protein-coupled receptor signaling pathway; cAMP biosynthetic process; intracellular signal transduction. The record is from RefSeq and is a predicted model, not a curated record. The coding region runs from base 233 to 3652 and encodes 1139 amino acids.